Helicoverpa armigera (cotton bollworm) is the source of this 638-nucleotide messenger RNA. It is a transcript of the gene GOBP2, whose product is annotated as general odorant-binding protein 2. The transcript is spliced from 3 exons. The record is from RefSeq and is a predicted model, not a curated record. Gene Ontology annotation, molecular function: odorant binding. Bases 27 to 515 code for a protein of 162 amino acids. Lineage: Eukaryota; Metazoa; Arthropoda; Insecta; Lepidoptera; Noctuidae.
UGUGUGUGAGACUCACUUGAUACAAGAUGACGUCGAAGAGUUGUUUGUUGCUGGUUGCCAUGGCGACGCUCACCGGCUCGGUGAUAGGCACUGCCGAGGUGAUGAGCCAUGUCACUGCACAUUUUGGAAAGGCGCUUGAGGAGUGCAGGGAAGAGUCAGGGUUAUCAGCGGAAGUGCUGGAGGAGUUCCAGCACUUCUGGCGCGAGGACUUCGAGGUGGUGCACCGGGAGCUGGGCUGCGCCAUCAUCUGCAUGUCCAACAAGUUCUCGCUGCUGCAGGACGACUCCAGGAUGCAUCACGUCAACAUGCAUGACUACGUCAAGAGCUUCCCUAAUGGUCAUGUCCUUUCCGAAAAGCUGGUGGAGCUAAUCCACAACUGUGAGAAGAAGUACGACACGAUGACAGACGACUGUGACCGCGUGGUGAAGGUAGCUGCUUGCUUCAAGGUGGACGCCAAGGCGGCCGGCAUCGCGCCCGAAGUCGCCAUGAUAGAGGCCGUCAUGGAGAAGUACUGAUGAUGGAGAGGAACCUGAUGAUAAUGGACUACUCACCGCUUACAGCUGUUAGGUUAAAUGCAAUGAAAAAUGUAAAAAAAAAAUGAUUUGUUGUUAUUAUUAUAAUGUUUGUGAUAAGUGAUA